Messenger RNA from Vigna unguiculata (cowpea), 542 nucleotides. Its product is annotated as late embryogenesis abundant protein 18-like. The record is from RefSeq and is a predicted model, not a curated record. NCBI's taxonomy places the organism in Eukaryota, Viridiplantae, Streptophyta, Magnoliopsida, Fabales, Fabaceae. Gene Ontology annotation, biological process: embryo development ending in seed dormancy.
CUCCAUUUUUUCAGCUCAAAUCCAUCACCAUUUAGAAAGAUAAGAAAUUGUGAGAGACAGGAACAGCGAUGCAAUCCACAAAGGAGAAGGUGAAAAACAUGGCCAGUGCUGCCAAGGAACAAGUCGACGUCUAUAAAGCCAAAAUAGACGAGAAGGCGGAAAUGGCAACUGCAAGAACAGAAGAGGAGAGAGUGAUAGCCCAUGAGCAUGCAAAGGCAAACGAAGCUAAAGCAAAGAUGGAACUGCAUGAAGCUAAAGCUAGACAUGCUGCAGAAAAGCUUGGCACCAAGCAAUCACAUCCUUUAGUAGGAACACAUAAUCAGACUCAGUAUGAGUACCAGCAUGAGUCUCUUGGGGUCGUUCCCACUUAUCCAUCUCAUCCACUAGAAGGAAAUCUACCCAGAAACAAACAUAUAUAGAUCUUUCAGUAGUUGUCCUCUCGCAGAUAUAUGAAAUAAGAAAGCUUUAAUUUUACUCAAAAUCCUUUCCAUGUAUAUUAUUUAGUUAUAUGUUUCAACGAUCUUCAAAGUUUCACAUCCUUA